Canis lupus familiaris (dog) is the source of this 1979-nucleotide messenger RNA. RefSeq lists its product as uncharacterized. The transcript is spliced from 3 exons. The record is from RefSeq and is a predicted model, not a curated record. The coding region runs from base 1 to 792 and encodes 263 amino acids. NCBI's taxonomy places the organism in Eukaryota, Metazoa, Chordata, Mammalia, Carnivora, Canidae.
AUGCAGAGGAACCCUCGGUGCCCCCCCACCCUCACCCCCUACCCAACGCUGGCGGGAGCGCGCCCAGGCCCGGCCCGUUACCUCCGUGCACACCUGGCGGGCUCCCGCCCCGGCUGGGAGGAGGACACACCUGUUGCGGGGAGGAAAGGCUGGAAGAGAGGGGCUCUCCCUCCGAGGACUCCCCGGCGCCCUCCCGCAGAGGCCGCGACCAGCCCGGCGACGAGGGUGACGUCACGCGGCCGCGAGGCUGACGGUUGCCAUGGUGAUACCUGGGCUUCCCUCCCUCUAGGGCGAUCCGCGCACUCGGAUCCCGCGUCCGGAAGCACUGGCACAAUCACCAGACGUAGAGAAGGGAGCCGAGGAGGUUACACUUCCCCAGCGCCAACCUCUUUUCACGCCUACUGCCGCUUCAACAGCCACUUCCGGUCGCGCGGAGAGAACCCCGCCCCCGCUCGUGGGCAGCGUUCGGCCGUGCCGGGCAGACACGCAGAACUACGAUUCCCAGAGGGCAUCACGACGCUGAACCCCAUUUCCCAGAGGCCUCAGCCAACGUGGCUCUCAGACCGGUCCCGGAGGCCUGUGUUUUCUAAAUGCUGGAGGAACCUGGGAGGUGUGGUGUCGGCGUUUUGCUCCGGGCACUGCGUGGUUUCGUCCUCCGUCAGCCGGUCGAGUGGAGCCCGACGCCGGGUCGCCAGCGUGUCCCUGGCACAGGAGGACCCCGUGGAAGUGGGGAGGGUUUCUGUGUGUGGUUCCCCAGGCACUUCCGAGCUGUGGACCCCAGCUCUGGGGUGAGGGCCAAGGUCAAGUUAGUCCGUCUGCUGGCCUGGCCAACGGGAACACUGAACUUGGAAAUCCUAACACGGAGUAAAUGGAAAACAUCCACACAGGGAAAGGAACUAUCAACUGGAAGCCUCCAAGAGCAGAUGUCAGGAAGGAGCUGAGGUCAAGAACAAGCUCUCAGUAGAUGGUAAAAAGACAUUGCUUGAGUGAAACAGGAUAGAAAGAUGUGGAAACCAGCUGGAAAAACAAAAAACAAAACACGAGAAAGACAUUCUAGAUGAUAAAAGACAAAAAUAUAUACCAAGCAUAUUUAAAAUGAAGCAACAUAAAGUCAUACUGGAGAAGAACUGGAUCAACUCUAUGAGAAUUGAGUCCAUUAUGUGUAGUAGAAUAUUCUUCUCAAGCUCUUCCAUGACUCAGAAGGAAAUGAUAAAUGAAGUAGAAGAAAAGAAAGUGCUAUCUGGCUAUCAGGAGAGGGCCAUACAAAAUCAACUAUGAUUUAACACUUUCUAUAUACCAGGCACUGUUCUAGGUGCUUUUUGCCCUUUAAUUCCUAAAACACCCAGUGAAGUUAUUUCGGCAUUAUUAUUCCUACUUUACAACAAAGGACUUGCCCAAGAUCUCAUAGCCAAUAUAUGGGGAAGUUGGGACUUGAAUUUAGUAAUCUGAUCCCAAAGUCUCACUAGACUCCCAAGUAAAGAUGAACAAUUUCCUGAGUUUAAGAAUACAUCUCUCAUUCAUUGCUGUCAGGAGGACUCUGGGAGACAGUUUGAAGUUUCUCAUAAAACUAAACAUACUCUUAUGAUCUAGCAAUCUUACUCCUUGGUAUUUGAACAACUCAAUAUAUUUACACAAAGCCAGCACACCCAUGUACUGAACACUCCAAUUUGAGAACCACAAUCAUCACCAGGAUCCCAGAAACUCCUCCCAAGGGUAAUUAUUAUUCUGAUUUCUAACAGGAUAAGUUAGUUUCACCUGUUUUUGAACUUUCAAAAAAUAGAAUGCACUACAGUCUGUAUUCCUUUGUGCCUGGCUUUUCCUAUUCAAUACUGUGUGAGAUUUCAUCCAUGUGAUUGUGUAUUCUUGUAAUUCCUUCUACUCUGUGUUGUGAAAUUACAUCAUAUGAGAAAAAAAAAAAAAAAAAACUCAGUUUGUCCUUUCAACAUUAAAUGGACAUUUGAGUUGUUUCCAAAGGUUUU